AUGGCGAGCAGAGUGAUCCGCCUGUUCAAGGGGCGUCGGGGGAAUAAUGGCCCUGCAGCUGCCCCAGCGCAGCAGCAGCCUGCAGAGCCGGAGCAGUUGCAGCCGCUGCAGGACGAUGCAGCCAAGGACCGGACUCAGGAGCGGGAGCCCGCCCGUGGCCCAUUCCGCAGAGCAGCCAAGGCACUGCGGAGGCUCCUGCGCCUGCCCCGCAGACAGACCCGCGGCACCGGCACCGAGGGCACGGCCCAGCCCGACUCCGGGCCCGAGGAGCUGCGGGCAGAGGCUGCUGCCAGCACAGCGGCCUCGGAGCCGGCAGCGGCCUCUGAGCAGGCAACGGCCGAGGGCAGGGUGGAGGCCGACAUGGCCCUGACCGAGGGCAUGGCCCCCUCAGACUCCCAGGCUCAGGGCAUGCCAGUGACCGAGGCCAUGCCCACCCUGACCGAGACUCCUGCACCAGCUCUGGAGAUUUUCCAGAAUGCUGCUGUUUCUCCACAGCAGAGCCUGCUGCCAUGCUCCCUGCCGGCCCCUCAGGGCACCGGGGCUCUGUCCCCCGGCCCCAGCAUGGGGCACGGUGCUGACGCGCACCUCUGGUCCCACAGAGCCACCGCGCUGAUGUGGAGAGCCAUCGGCACGUCGGAAGUGGCUGUGGAGGAGGUGCUUCCGGCGCUGCUCUCCGCCCUGGAGGAGAAGCCACCGUACGGCGGCUUCUACUGCUGCGGGGACAACGAGGCCGUCUUUGGCCUGGCUGCAACCCUGGUGCUGUGGAGGAUUGCCCCCAUGUCCGAGUGGCAUUCUGCUGUUGCCAAUCACUCUCCCCAACUCUUCGUGGCUCUGCUCCUGCAAAUUGUCACCAUCACAGAGCAGACGGCAGAGGACGCGGAGACCCGGAGCUUCUGGAGAGCGUGCCAGGAGGAACACGGCCUUCCCGGCAACCCCAGCAGCUUUGCAGCGCAGACCAUGAAGGCUCUGCUCUCCAGAGUGGGAUAUGCCUGGAAGCUGGCAGAUCUGGAGCACAUGCGGGUCUGGCAGAAGCUGCUCUGUGCCGACACUCAGCACUAUGCAGCGGCUCUGCUGGCCAGGGAGGUGCGCUGUGCCGCGAUGCCCUUUCGAUCCUUCUGUCCCUGCAUGGCCUCGCACCUGCUCGGCCUGCUCGUUGGGAAGCAGCCACGCUGCCCUCUGCCUGCCCUGGCUUUCUUUGUGGAGCUCCUGCCGUGCCUGGACUUGAGCAAAGACGGUCCCAGGGCCCUGCUGGUGCUGUCCAGGCAGCUGCCCAGUGAGUGCAGGGACAGGCCGCGCCUGGCGCUCCGAGGCCUCGUGGUGCUCAGCAAGGAGCCCUCGCUGGGCAGAGGAAUACGCGGCCUGUAUCCACACCUGGUGCAGCAGCUGGCCGACCCGGACGCAGAGAUGGUCGGCAUGACCCUCUGCGUGCUGACGCGUGUGCUCCAGGACAAAGACCUCGUGCUACCCAGCGUCACCGCCCUGAAGCUGGCUGAGCCUCUCCUGCCCCACUUUGAGAAUGACAACAGCCACGUGCAGCUGCUCUCCAUUCGCCUCUUCGGCAAGGUGACGGAGCUGGUGGUGGAAGAGGGGGAAAAUCCUCUCACAACAAUCGUGAGCCAGAGCCUGCUCCCUCUAUUCUUGCGUUGGCACGAUGAGAACCUGCACGUGUCCAAGGCCUCUGGCGAAGCCCUGCUUUGUGCGGCACGCUUCCUGAGGAGGAGGGACCUCGAGGAGCUGCUGAGGAAGGAGCAGCGGAUGAAGUUCGCCGAGCGCCUGCUGCUGCAGGACGAGAGCCGAGCGGCCGAGCACCUGCGCUGGGCCCUGCCGUACCUGCAGAGCCCGCAGCGGCCCGUGCGACGGGCGGCCGUCAGGAUCAUCGGGCUGGCCGGAGUGCUCGUGACGGGGCAGAAGGAGGAGCUCCAGGUCCUCACUGAGGCUCUUCAAGCCCUGAGAGGAGAUGAGAGCCUGUCCUGCACCAGCAUUCUGAUUCAGCUGAUCUUCGAAAGAAGAUCUGCAGAACUUGGUUUGUCUGCUGGAUCAGAUGUUCCGGCCUCCUUCGGGGAUUUCCAGUUCCUGUUGAAGAAGGGAGCACCUGCAGAGCAGGAUGGACCAGCUGGAGCUCCAGGCACAGCUCUUGCUGCUCAGAGCUGAGCCUGUGGGAAGCUCCAGGAGCUCCUGCCACCUCUCUCCCCGUUGGCAGCUCCCUCCCUGCAGCCCUCAAGCCCUGCCCAUCCCCUUUUUGACUUCCCAGCUCACCCCUUGGCUUCGCUUUCCCUUCAUAAACAGUUUCCCAAAACCCUAAGAUGGGAGCACCUGCAGAGCAGGAUGGACCAGCUGGAGCUCCAGGCACAGCUCUUGCUGCUCAGAGCUGAGCCUGUGGGAAGCUCCAGGAGCUCCUGCCACCUCUCUCCCUGUUGGCAGCUCCCUCCCUGCAGCCCUCAGGCCCUGCCCAUCCCCUUCUUUGCCUCCCAGCUCACCCCUUCCCUUGGCUUUCCCUUAAUAAACAGUUUGAGUUUUUCACUUGA
Haemorhous mexicanus (house finch) is the source of this 2525-nucleotide messenger RNA. RefSeq names its product maestro heat-like repeat-containing protein family member 6. The record is from RefSeq and is a predicted model, not a curated record. Gene Ontology annotation, cellular component: cytoplasm. Lineage: Eukaryota; Metazoa; Chordata; Aves; Passeriformes; Fringillidae. The transcript is spliced from 14 exons. Bases 1 to 2151 code for a protein of 716 amino acids.